AUGAGUUCACAUGGUACUGGCGAAAAUGAGCGCGUGUAAACAUGCGUUGCUUGACAAGACGGCGCUCGAGCUGAGUUUUACCGGAACCUCAGUGCAGAGGAGACGUUCAUUUUAAAUAGGAAAACUUGCUUUUUGUUGUUUUGUUUGUUUGUUUGUUUCUUUUCUUACUUGUGUGGCGACGGUUCACUUCGAGUACAAUAAGACGCGUGUAAUGUAAUUUUCAUUCAGAAUUAGGUAGUAAUGAGUUAAAACAGUUGGUUGUUAAGUUACUGUGACCUCAGGAAUAACAGUGUAGUAGUUAUGUGAGGAUUAUGCUGUGAGUGAUGUGAUGAUGGCAGUAUGGCAAACUCGAGCCCUAAUUUUACCUCUGCUUACACUACACAUCGCCUGGCUCUUUCCUCACGCCUCGUUUGGAGUGUCUGUCAAGUGCUGGUGGCGUAGGGUUUCAUCUGUCAGCCACAAUGUGUCAAUCGAGUGCCAGGCAGAUCCUCAGGGCUCCCCGCCGGAGUGUGACUUGUGUCAUCUGAACGUGCUUCCUCUUACACCAGCAGCGCACGUCUCACAGACUGGGUGCAACCACAUGAGCGUGAGCUUCAGCGCACUUACAGAUGUGCAUGAAAUGCAGAACACAGACUGCACGCUGCUCUGUCCAAGACACACUCCAGGACACCCUCCAGGACGCACACCUUUGUCCUGUAUGGUACAUGAAGGCUAUCCUCCUCCCACCUGCUUAAUUCCAUUUAAUGAUGAACAGAGAAAUAUCCAUUGCCACUGGACUAGGUCACUUAAUCCCUUGAUCCCAACCAACUUCACCCUGCACUGGAGAGUUGAAAGUCAUGGGUCCAGUGGCUCUGUAGACGUUGGGGAGAGUGACAGUGGCAUUAUUCCACGUGCUGAAUACUCAGCUCAUGAACACAUUAAUGUGUGGGUUUCUGAAGUGAACACAUUGGGCAAAAUUGAUUCAGAAACCCUCAUAACCAACACACACAGUAUCAUCCAGCCAGCCCCUCCUUCCAUCACCAUCCAAAGUUCUGACCCUUUGGAGAUUUAUUGGCAUGUGCCUGAUGAAACAGAAUACACCGAAUGGCAGUGUAAGGUCCAAUAUAAGAAGCAGUGUGACCAGCAGUGGACAGAGGUUGAAGACACUUAUGAGGUGGGUUUUAUAUUAGAAGAGGCUGUGCCAUUCACCACAUACAAGUUCCGUGUUCGCUGUAGGCGUGCUUCUGACACGAGAGCAGUGAUGAGUGCCUGGAGCUCAGAGUACACUGCUGAAACUCCUGCUGCAGCUCCUGAGGGAAUGCUUGAUGUUUGGAGUGACUGUGAUUCUGCUACAAAUGAAUCCAGCUGCACCAUCCUAUGGAAGGAGAUGCCCAAGCAGCAGGCAAGAGGUGACAUCAACAGCUAUAUGGUGACUAUGACACUGACCAACGGAUCUGUGUUGGUCAUAAACGGACCAGUGUACACAUACGCAAAGAAAUGUGGUCUGGACAUGAUUAGAAAAGAGCCAUCAAACUUGGUUUCACAUGCUCAGCAGAGCUAUCCGAGAUGUUCUCAGGAGCAGGAGCAAAGCUGUUUUCAUUACUGCUGUCUCACUGUUCCAGUUAAGGAGGUGAUGUGCAUUGCAGUGACCGCUAACGCAGCAGGGGGCAAGUCAAGUCCAGCACUUGUGGCAUUACCCCAAACUGGUGUGCAGCAAGCAGCCAUGUUGGAGGUCAGAGGGAAGUGUCAGGAGCUCAAUGUAUCAUGGUCAGUGCACCCUCCGGUCUCUGACAGUGUAGAGGAAUAUGUGGUGCAGCAUAAACCAGCAGGACUACCUCACACCCCAUGCCUGAACUGGAUCAAGGUUCACAAAACCCAGACGUUUGUUACACUCAGAGGUCAAUUGUCAAACUACACAGCGUACAACAUAUCUCUGUUUGCUAUUAUCAACAACCACAGCAGUUUACUCAAGUCUGCCAUUGGCUACACUGUUGAAGGAGUGCCUCCAAAAGUCACAGCAUUUCAAGCGAUACCUAUCGCUCCGUUUAGUGUAAACUUGACGUGGACACCUAUUCCGCUUAAUGAGAGCCAAGGACAUAUCAAGGAAUACCUAGUGGGUGUCUGUAAUGAUGGAGUUGUGUACAACGUGAGCAGCAAUCAGAGCAGUCACCAGCUCUCUAAUCUGAAGCCUGGUCAUCAGUAUGAAGUUUGGAUCAGCGCUAAGACUAGUGCUGGAGAAGGAGAGAGGGCAAUAGCCCGUUUCACUACAGCUUCCGAUGGUAAUAUUACCAAUGUAGUGGUGCUCAUAGUUAUGUUGGCUUUAAUCAUCCCUCUGGUCUUAAUCAUUUCAAUUGCGUGUUGGUGUUUAAGGACCGAGGUAACCGAAUGGUUCAACAAAAUUCCGGACCCCAUCAACAGCAGUUCGUUUAAACAGAUAAGAAGUCAGUUCUGGCACUCAUGGCCUGUUCCUUCAGCCUCCAUGGAGCAUGGUCUAACUAUCUCACAGGUGGAGGUAGUUCUUGAGCCAGAAGUUGAUCACGAACCUGAGGAGGAGCAGCCAGAGGAGGACAGAGAACACAGACACAUCAGAGAAAAAGAGUUGCAAGGAUAUGGGGGGUUGCAGAAGAACAAUUCUGUGCUUGGUCAUCAGAAAGAAUAUAGCCAAAUGAUUGACAGCAGUGAUGAGGAGGGCGGAGAAAAUGAAGUUGACGAGCAGCCGUUUCCUUCCGACUACGAGAAACAUUUUUUGCCCUGCUUUGUGGGUGAAGAGAUUAUUACCUGACAUAGCUUUUUUGCUGUAAAUUUACAAUGUAUUAUGGAUGCACAUUUGGAAUGUCUUGAAUUUUAAUGCAAUGCAACAUAUUUGCAACAAGCAUCAGGAUUAUUAACAGUCAUCAUGGUGGCAGCUGACUCAGGUAUCAUUAAUGUUCAGCCAUUUAGGUUUUACAGGAUUGAACACAACCUCGUCCAUGUCGAUCGACUGUAUUUAUCAGAAGAAAAUGUGCGUAGAUAUAAGACUUCCCAAUUUUGCACAUGAGUAGCUUUCAUUAUGGUAAUUUAUCAGAAAUAACAACUCGUGGAUAAAACCUUGUGGUUUUACAUCACUUUGUAUUGUAGACGCCUGUGAAAAAUCCAGGCAAAAAUAUUGGAAUACGAGACCUUCAUGAUGCAUGCUGUUAUAAACCAGCAAGAGAAUGUACAAGUAAUGUUUCAGCUUAGAUUCUUCUUUUGCUUUUACUGAGAGAUAUGCAGUGACAGACUGAAUCUUACUUGAGCUUUUUCCAUGUGCAAUUUGUGAUUAAAUGUUAGCAAAAGUCAUGCAGUAGUUUAAUUACUGCAUGACAGUGUCAAAAUUUGUUUGUUUAUUAUUUUAUUUUAUUUUAUUUUUUACAAAUGAAGGCAUCUUUUUCUGAAUGCACAAAUAUUUUUAUUUUUCUAAAAAAUUAUUCACAAUUAUACUUGAUAAGUGGUUCUAUAAGUCGCUCUAAUAUAAUUUCAUUAAUAGGACAUCUAUUUUUUGAAGAAAACCAUUCAGUCCAGUACGGGUCAUUUUGACUUCCUUUAUGAAUUCGUGAAGGUUUUUUUGGUUCAUGCAUUGUAGGGUUAAAUAUCAAAAAUCUAAAAGGUGUGCGUCAUACCUGACACCUAGAUGAACACUUUACAGUUGGUUGUGUGACUGUACAUCAUUCCCUUCAAAUGCUAUUGAGCUUUAAAUUAUGGUCUAUUUUGUGUAUGACCCCAUUCGGUAGUGAAAUACAUAUCUAAUUUAUAUAUUAUUUAAUAGCUUAUUUGUGAAAUACAUGGCAAUAUUUACAUGUGACUUAAUAGUUUAUUUUAAUAAAUAUCAAAAAUCUAAGAGGUGUGUGUUAUAGCUGACACCUAGAUGAACACUUUCCAGUUGGUUAUGUGACUGUAAGUCAUUUCCUUCAAAUGCUAUUGAAGUUAGAACCGUGUUUAACAAUGUCGUAUGUAACUUUAGAGACGGUCCCUUAAUUUCCGCAUCUCCGCGAAUAUCGAACGUCCAACGUCAAUCCAACUUUAUUCCAGUAUAUAUUCUGACAUUUUCUUUAGAGAGAGAGAGAGAUACAUAACGCAUUCCAAAAAAGUAUUAACAUAAACACAUUCACAAAAAAUAUAGUCUUUAAUAGGUUCUGGUAUAUGGCGCGACCACCCCUGCCCUCCAU
Ictalurus furcatus (blue catfish) is the source of this 4163-nucleotide messenger RNA. RefSeq names its product interleukin 12 receptor, beta 2a, like (gene il12rb2l). The record is from RefSeq and is a predicted model, not a curated record. Gene Ontology annotation, molecular function: protein binding. The transcript has 15 exons. Lineage: Eukaryota; Metazoa; Chordata; Actinopteri; Siluriformes; Ictaluridae. The coding region runs from base 329 to 2761 and encodes 810 amino acids.